This is a messenger RNA of Bursaphelenchus okinawaensis, 495 nucleotides long. The record is from the annotation of a GenBank genome assembly. Lineage: Eukaryota; Metazoa; Nematoda; Chromadorea; Rhabditida; Aphelenchoididae.
AUGUCCAACAUUGUUCUCCAAUCCAAUGACGACCGAACCUUCAACGUCGACUACGCUAUUCUUCGACAAUCCGGCAUGUUGAGCGAAAUGUUCAAAAGUCUUCGCUUCGACGAGUCCCAGGGACCAGAAGACCCAAUUCCAGUCCCGAAUGUGGAUGGUGCCACUCUGAAAAAAGUAAUCGAAUUCUGCGACCACCACAGGGACGAGCCCAUCCUUGAGGAUCCCGACUCAAUCGAGCCCCAUACCUUCAAGUUGGACGACUGGCAAAAAGAAUUCAUGAAUGUUGAUGAUGAGACAUUGUUCAACAUAAUCAUGGCCGCCAACUAUUUGGACAUCCGCUUGUUGUUGGAGGUUGGCUGUAAGACGGUGGCUGACAAGAUCAAAGGAAAAACUCCGGCUGAGUUGAGAGUAAUGUUUGGAGUUGAAGGCGAAUUCACUCCAGAAGACGAAGAAGCCGUUAGGAAGGAAAUGGGCUGGGACAAGGAGGUUCCUUAG